CCUAGGCAGGAACAGCCAGCGGCAUACCGAGGUGUCCGUGGCCAGCCAGCCACGGGGACGGCGACUGCCCCAGGUGGGGGACCGACAUUCCCAAGGGGGCGGGAGGGGGAAGGUCCAGAGGAAUUUAGGAGCGAGCGCGGGAAGAAGAGCCUCGUUAAGCUGUCUCCACGUCGCUGAGGUUUGGCGUUUCUUCUGGGACAAGGUUGCGCUCCUGGGCAAGUGUUCCCGUCAACUCCAGGGGACAGCCGAGAGUCCGCUGUCCCUUAAGACUUGCAGGAGUCAGACACUUGUCCAGAGCGCGCUGCGGACAUGGUGAACGAAGAACCCAACCCGGAGGAGGAGCGCAAUGACAGCCCCGCGCAGGAGCCCGCGUUCCAAGUGGACGCGAGCCACCCCAGCGUCUCCAUCCACCCCAGCGUCUCCAUCCACCCCAGCGUCUCCAUCCACCCCAGCGUCUCUGCCCAACCCAGCAGUUCGGCCCACCCUAGUACCUUUGCCCAGCCUAGCCAGCCCAGUACCUUGUGCCCCGAAGACAGCGUAAUCAAGGUGAGCAAACGGCGCUGGGCCGUGGUUCUGGUGUUCAGCUGCUACUCCAUGUGCAAUGCCUUUCAGUGGAUCCAGUACGGCUCCAUCAAUAACAUCUUCAUGACCUUCUACGGGGUCAGCGCCUUUGCCAUCGAUUGGCUGUCCAUGUGCUACAUGCUGACCUACAUCCCUCUGCUCCUGCCCGUGGCCUGGCUGCUGGAGAAGUUCGGCCUGCGCACUAUCGCCAUCACGGGCUCGGCUCUCAACUGCCUGGGGGCCUGGGUGAAGCUUGGCAGCCUGCAGCCUCACCUCUUCCCAGUCACCAUGUUGGGACAGGUCAUCUGCUCCGUGGCCCAGGUCUUCAUCCUGGGAAUGCCCUCCCGCAUCGCAUCCGUGUGGUUCGGGGCGAACGAGGUCUCCACGGCGUGCUCCGUGGCCGUGUUUGGCAAUCAGCUUGGAAUUGCAAUUGGGUUCUUGGUCCCUCCUGUUUUGGUGCCCAACAUCGAAGACAAAGACCAGCUUGCCUACCACAUCAGCAUCAUGUUCUACAUAAUAGGAGGUGUGGCCACUCUCCUUUUCAUCCUUGUCAUCAUUGUCUUCAAAGAGAAGCCCAAGUAUGCCCCCAGCAGGGCCCAGUCCUUGAGCUAUGCCUUGGCAGCCACCGAUUCUUCGUAUUUAAGUUCCAUCGCCCGGCUCUUCAAAAACCUCAACUUUGUGCUGCUGGUCAUCACGUAUGGUCUGAAUGCUGGAGCCUUUUAUGCCUUGUCCACUCUGCUGAAUCGCAUGGUGAUCUUGCACUACCCGGGGGAAGAAGUGAACGCUGGGAGAAUUGGACUGACCAUCGUCAUCGCAGGGAUGAUUGGGGCUAUGAUCUCAGGCAUCUGGCUGGAUAGGUCUAAAACCUACAAGGAGACCACCCUGGUGGUAUAUAUCAUGACUCUGGUGGGCAUGGUGGUGUACACCUUCACCUUGGACCUGAAACACCUGUGGAUUGUCUUCGUCACCGCGGGCACGCUUGGCUUCUUCAUGACUGGCUACCUGCCGCUGGGGUUUGAGUUUGCUGUGGAGCUUACGUAUCCAGAAUCCGAGGGCGUGUCGUCUGGACUUCUCAAUGUGUCUGCACAGGUAUUUGGGAUCAUCUUCACCAUCUCUCAAGGCCAGAUUAUUGACCACUAUGGAACCAUGCCUGGGAACAUCUUCCUGUGUGUGUUCCUUGCCCUUGGAGCAGUCCUUACUGCUUUCAUUAAGGCAGAUCUGCGAAGACAGAAGGCAAACAAGGAUCUUCCUGAGACUAAAGUGCCGGAAGAGGAGGAGGAGGAGAGCAACACCAGCAAGGCGCCCACUGUCUUGUCAGAGGAUCAUUUCUGAGGAGGAAGAGUAGCACCGACUCAGGGAACACAGACGCUCCCCUCCUGGUCCCCCCCGGCUCUCACUGGCAGCGCAAAGCUCUUCACUCCGGGAGCGGUUGGAGGGAAGCGGCUGCAACACCCGACGCUUGCAUGGAGUUGCCUGUGUCUCCUGGAACCCACUCAAGAGCUGGGAUGGCUUAGCCGGGGAAAAUCGCACCUUUCUCCAAAUGCCGAUGAGACUCCUGUCCUCCUCCCCUCCGAGGUGAAGGGCUGGUGCUGGGAGAGGCUGGUGGCAGUGAUGGAGCUGAUCCUGGCUUAGCUCCUUAACUCUUCCCAUCCCUUCUUCUCUCAUGGAGAACGCUUGCAAAAUUAUCACAAGAAAGCUUAUUUAGGAUAUUAACUUUUUCUAGUGUCUUAAGGCCCUCCCAUGAGGCCCAAUGAUUACUAAGAAGGGCAAGCUUUCUGCCUGCGACAUUCCCGGGUCACAAUGAAGAAGCAUGAUGGGAACGGCCUCCAGCCUCGGUCAGCUCCACCAGGGAAACCCAGCCGGACUCCGCCUGGCCCAAGGCUGCAGUCGUCUCCAGACGCUCUUUCCAGACGCUCUUUCCUCAGAGCCGAUGAGCCCGAACACCAAUAAACCCAACAAAAACCUGCUUGUGGUCAUGAGGAGAAACUGAUCUGUGCUUAGGGCUAUCAUGUAUUGGUAGAGCUUCACACUCGGGAACUCUGGUAGCUUGAGUUGGGCUGGGCGGCUGUGUUCCUACAAGAGAGAAAUACCAGGGGCUUUGGUGUGACCCAGGCCAUUCAGUGUGCCUUGAUUUGGAUGACAUACUGGGAAACCCAGACGUCAGCCCAGGUGCUCACGUUAUCCUGAAGGAGAAAUUAUAGCCAACUGGUUCUAACCUUUGCUGAGACCUAAACUCACUCAUUCUACUCUGACACCCAAGGAGCUCCUGGGAUAUGACAGGCGGAAGGUGCCUCUUGAAAUGGAUAGUCUGUUUCAGUUAAGCAUAUCUCAUGUACGCUGUGGACAGUAUUUGUCCCCGGCCCUGCAAAAAUCUUUGUCCAGAUUCCCUUUCAACAAGUUUCAAAUGACCUCCUUUCUUGUCUAGCCAGUUGUCUGAUUCUACUCAUGAGCUCCCGUAAUCUCCCCUUAAGUAAGAGAAAGUGGUCAUUUUUUCUGUGCCUUGUGAGCAACGGUGCGCAUGACCACUGUGCUGUCUGGCUGUGGCCACUGUCUUGGCUUCUGGGAUAUCAGAGCAGCCUGGACUACCUGUAAUGCCAGGGGGCUUGGGCUACUGCCAGAGGACACCAUGUGUGCUUGUGUGUACAGGUAUGAGCAAGGAAUGCGUCACCUGGUGGAAGGGUAUUAGGAGUAGAAGGGAGGUGUGACAUACCUUAUUUGUCAGGUGGAAGGUGUGUAUUCCUCAACUGCUCAAAUGGAUUAACAUGUUUACCGCAUCCACUGCUUUCUUUUCAAAACUUAAUUAGUAUUUUGUUUGUAAUACCAGAUAUUUUUAAGGCAAUAAAAUUUGUCAGAGUGGGACUGGA
Messenger RNA from Jaculus jaculus (lesser Egyptian jerboa), 3425 nucleotides. It is a transcript of the gene Flvcr2, whose product is annotated as FLVCR heme transporter 2. Gene Ontology annotation, molecular function: heme transmembrane transporter activity; heme binding. Gene Ontology annotation, cellular component: membrane. Gene Ontology annotation, biological process: transmembrane transport; heme export. NCBI's taxonomy places the organism in Eukaryota, Metazoa, Chordata, Mammalia, Rodentia, Dipodidae. The transcript is spliced from 10 exons. The record is from RefSeq and is a predicted model, not a curated record. Bases 310 to 1893 code for a protein of 527 amino acids.